AUGGUCGACAGAAUGGCCUUGACGACAGGCUGCCAUGCCAAAAUUGAAGGCAUAAACACUUCCUAUGGAUACGUCCCACAUCUGUCAGCAGGCAUCGCUUUCUGCGUUCUUUUCGGCCUCUCAAUGAUUGUUCAUACCAUUCAAUUCUGUUGGAAGCGACAAUGGUGGUGUGUGGUGUUUUCCGUGGGAUGCAUGGUGGAAUUGAUCGGAUGGGCUGGUAGAACCUGGUCGAAUGCGUGUCCGUAUAACGGAACUGCAUUCUUGAUGCAGAUCUCCACCCUCAUCAUCGCCCCGACCUUCUUCACUGCUGGAAUCUAUGUUCUUCUCGGCCGAUUCAUCCAAAUCCUGGGCCGCGAUUCAUCCAUUCUCUCACCUAAACUGUACCUCUGGAUAUUCUGCACCUGCGAUGUCGUUUCGCUCGUCAUCCAAGCCAUCGGUGGUGGCCUCGCAUCUAUGGCAGUUAACGAGGUCAACGGUAACACUGCCCCUGGUACACACAUUAUGGUUGCCGGUAUUGUCUUCCAAUUGUUCUCCAUUACCAUUUUCGUCUUCUUCGCCGCAGACUUCAUUAUUCGGUCCGUGCGCCACCGUCUUCUCCAGUCACAUACUGGCUCGAUCAUCCCGCUGCUGGUUGCUAUGAUUUUCUCCGUGCUAUGCAUCUAUGUUCGAAGUAUUUACCGUACCAUCGAGCUGUCACAGGGUUGGAGUGGGUAUCUGAUCACCCAUGAGAAAUACUUUAUUGCAAUGGAUGGUGCCAUGAUGAUCGCGGCUGUUGGUGUUUUCAACUUUGUGCACCCUGGUUGGUUUUUGCCAGAGGAUCACAAUGUGAAGCGGGAGGUUUCUUCAGAUGAAAUUGAGAUGAGCCGUCCCUCUCAGACUUACUAG
Messenger RNA from Penicillium odoratum, 885 nucleotides. RefSeq names its product RTA1 domain-containing protein. The record is from RefSeq and is a predicted model, not a curated record. Lineage: Eukaryota; Fungi; Ascomycota; Eurotiomycetes; Eurotiales; Aspergillaceae. Gene Ontology annotation, cellular component: plasma membrane; fungal-type vacuole. The coding region runs from base 1 to 885 and encodes 294 amino acids. The transcript is spliced from 3 exons.